AAACCUUUUUCAAGAAAACAUUUUCCUUCGUACCGAACACCUAACGACUAAACGCAAACAUAUGAGGCCUAUAUCAUCCUAAUAGCAGAAACUUCAGGUCUUCAUAUCCUGAACAACUCUGAACAGAACAGCUAAAGAGUAUACCGUAGAAAUGGAAGAAAUAACCAACAAAGCUCAUGCUUUAGUUCUCCCUUACCCUAUACAAGGCCACAUAAACCCAAUGGUUCAAUUUUCAAAGAGAUUAGCAUCGAGAGGAGUUAAAGUGACCUUAGUCACCAUAGACUAUGUUAGCAAGAACAUGCCAAAGGAGUUUGGUUCAAUCAAGAUUGAGUCCAUUCCACAUGAUGACGAUCCACCACAAAGUGUUGACAAAUCUCUUGAAUGGCUCCUUGCUUUGUUAUCUAAAAGCUUGGGAGCAAUUGUUGAGAAAUUAUCUGAUUCUGAGUACCCUGUGAAAGUUCUUGUUUAUGAUUCAAUCAUACCUAGGCCAGUUGACUUGGCACAUCAGCUAGGACUCAAAGGAGCUGCAUUUUUCACACAAUCUUGUUCUCUAAGUGCCAUAUACUAUCAUAUGGAUCCAGAAACAAGUAAAGUUCCUUUAGAUGGCUCUGUUGUAACUUUGCCUUCACUUCCAUUGCUGGAAAAGGAAGAUUUGCCUUCUUUCAUCUAUGAGAGUGAUUUGUAUCCAUCUCUGACAAGGAUUAUCUUCAGUCAAAACAUCCAUUUCAAGAAAGCAGAUUGGCUUUUCUUCAACACAUGUGAUGUGUUGGAAAAGGAGGUGAUCGAUUGGCUAAGGAUACAAUAUCCAAUCAAAACCGUCGGACCAACAAUUCCAUCAAUGUAUCUUGACAAGAGACUAAAGGAAGACAAAGAAUAUGGUUUGAGUCUCUUCAAGCCUAAUGGGGAAACUUGUGUGAAGUGGCUAGAUUCAAGGGAAAUUGGCUCUGUUGUGUAUGUAGCAUUUGGAAGUUUGGCCAGUCUUGGAGAACAACAAAUGGAGGAACUAGCAUGGGGAUUGAUGACGAGCAACUUCCAUUUCUUGUGGGUCGUUAGAACUUCUGAAGAAAACAAACUCCCAAAUGAAUUCAUGUCGAAGUUAUCAGAAAGAGGACUAAUUGUGAAUUGGUGCCCUCAACUUGAUGUCUUGGCUCAUCAAUCAGUUGGAUGUUUUUUUACUCAUUGUGGAUGGAACUCGACGCUCGAAGCACUGUGUUUGGGAGUACCAAUGGUGGCCAUGCCCCAAUGGUCAGAUCAACCGACUAACGCAAAAUUUAUUAGUGAUGUAUGGCAAACAGGAAUUCGAGUUAAGGCUGGAGAAGAUGGUGUAGUUAACAGAGAUGAAAUCGCGAGUUCCAUAAGGGAAGUCAUGGAGGAAGAGAAAGGUAUAAUGCUUAAAGAGAAUGCAAUUAAAUGGAAACAAUUGGCUAAGGCAGCAAUAGAUGAAGGAGGGAGUUCUGAUAAGAAUAUUGAAGAAUUUCUUUCAAACUUGUAAUGUUCUAGCUGUUUAAAUAGCUUGCAUUUCAUUUUUGUUUUAAACUAAACAGCCAAGUAGUUGCUUAAAGAACUCUCGUAAUGUUUAUGGUUGUUUAGAAAAAUUCCCGAUUUUUUUAACCGAACGACCUGAGUUUGUGGAGAA
This is a messenger RNA of Lycium ferocissimum, 1636 nucleotides long. Its product is annotated as mogroside IE synthase-like. The transcript has 2 exons. The record is from RefSeq and is a predicted model, not a curated record. The coding region runs from base 152 to 1492 and encodes 446 amino acids. Lineage: Eukaryota; Viridiplantae; Streptophyta; Magnoliopsida; Solanales; Solanaceae. Gene Ontology annotation, molecular function: UDP-glycosyltransferase activity.